This is a messenger RNA of Umbelopsis ramanniana AG, 1961 nucleotides long. RefSeq lists its product as uncharacterized. The record is from RefSeq and is a predicted model, not a curated record. Gene Ontology annotation, molecular function: FAD binding; protein-disulfide reductase activity; thiol oxidase activity. NCBI's taxonomy places the organism in Eukaryota, Fungi, Mucoromycota, Umbelopsidomycetes, Umbelopsidales, Umbelopsidaceae. Gene Ontology annotation, biological process: protein folding in endoplasmic reticulum. Gene Ontology annotation, cellular component: endoplasmic reticulum; endoplasmic reticulum membrane. Bases 228 to 1898 code for a protein of 556 amino acids. The transcript is spliced from 12 exons.
UAUACGAGCAAUACAGCUAUCUCUCUACCUCUUUACAAAUCAAUGGAAAAAAAAAAUUUUGGUAUGACAAAUCUUUGAGCCGAAUCCCAAGUCACGGUGAAUCAAUGCUGUUGCAACACGUACUCAACGAAGCAAUUGUCUGAGCCUAUUAUUACUUGCUUUUUAUUGGCUUUGACCUGCCGAAUUCUGUUGACCUCCAACAAUCCCUUCUCGUUCUUUCAUAGACCAUGUUCAAGUGGCAGCGAUAUAUUCUAUUGCUUUCAGCAAUCAGCUUAUUGUGGAGUCUGCAAUGCUCCGCCAAUCCCCCGUCAUCGAUGUCACCAGUUGCUCAAGAUUCUACCGGCGUGAAAUUUGUAGAAGACGUUCUAGACAUAACUGAACAACAGGAUUAUUGCAACCCUACUGGAGCCAUUAGAGACUCCUGUUGCGACGUGCAAACCGUAGAAGGGGUCAACCAAGCCAUUACACCAAUACUAAAGAAACUUGUAUCAUCCAGAUUCUUUCGGUAUUAUAAACUCAACUUGUGGAAGGAUUGUCCCUUUUGGCCGGAUGAUGGUCUCUGCAUGAACAGAGAUUGUUCUGUAGCAACUAUCGAUGAGGCCGCCAUUCCACUUGCUUGGAGACAAGAUGCUUUGGGAAAGGUUCAUACCGUUUCUUCCUCAUCAGAUCUAUUUGGAGUUAGUGAUACCUGCCAAUACAAAGAUCAAGAUUUUUGUCUGGUAGAGAAUGAGGCUGACACAGAUGGCGUCUAUGUUGAUCUCCAACAGAAUCCAGAACGAUUUACGGGUUACGCUGGAGUAUCUGCUGCACGUGUGUGGAAGUCGAUUUAUGAGGAGAACUGUUUCAAUAUUGUGCACAAAAUGACUGAAGGGUGUGAGACUUGCAACAAUAUCAUGAACACUGGAGAGCAAAAGACCACUACUGGAAGCUCUCUCACUCCUCCCAGUUUAUCACAACCUAUCCAGAAUCCCUUUGCAGUGGUUCCCAAUGACCGUAAAGACCUUGACCGUUUGCUCAAUGAUUUGGCUGAAGAUCCAGACUCUGAAAAUGAGGAAGUUUGUCUGGAAAAGCGAGUAUUCUACCGUGUCAUCUCAGGUCUUCAUUCUUCUAUCUCCAUCCAUAUCUGUGAUGAGUAUUUCAACCAAACAACUGGUGAAUGGAGCGCCAAUCUCGAUUGUUUCGUUUCUCGAAUCGGUUCUCAUCCCGAGAGAUUGCAUAACGUAUACUUUACUCAUACAUUACUCAUGCGAGCCCUGGUGAAGCUAUCUGAUUAUCUGCAUGAGUAUACAUUUUUUACUGGGGAUGCUAAAGAAGAAGCAGAGACAAAGCAAUUGGUUUUGGACUUGAUUGAAAACACAAAAGCAUGUCCUUCGACCUUUGAUGAAAGACAGCUUUUCCAAGGUCAAAAUGCUCAGGCACUCAAGGAGGAGUUCAAGGAGCAUUUCCGAAAUGUGACUAGGAUCAUGGAUUGUGUUGGCUGUGAGAAAUGCAAGUUGUGGGGAAAGAUCCAAACAGCUGGUCUAGGAACUGCCUUGAAAGUUUUGUUUUCAUACGAGGACAAGAGUUUAAACGCGAAAACCAACCCAGCAUUGUUUGAACGGUCCGAAAUCAUUGCCCUUAUCAACACCAUCAACCGCUUCUCUGAAAGUCUACGAGCUGUGGAUAAAUUUAGAAAGAUGUACCAAGCCAAGACCCACCCCAAUAACCCAGAGCCAGUCCAUGGCGAAAAGCAAUUUGGUAUUAUCGAUACAGAUAAUAAUACGUUCAAACGUGUGGUAUCGUCCACUCAUGAAAGCUUUAACCGAUGCAUAUCUGUGGCAUGUCGUUGGGCAGCCGAUACCAUGGAAAAGUUGGACCUUCCCGUACCUCAAAUCCUCAAGACAUUCAGCACGUUUUAAUGCCUGCAUUGCAUUCACCACCACCUCUUGUAAUUUAUUUCGUAAAUGAGACAAUCAUAAAAC